AUGACGAUACUGCCUAAACCGAAGAAAAUGAUAAAAAGCGCCGAACGGCAUACUUCACAGCAAACAGGGACUUCAUCUAGUAAAAGCAGUCAUUCUUUGGGUGCAUCUUCACCGGAAACUAAUAAACAACCAAGACAAAGUACUCCUGAGGAAAAUCCAGGUGCUCCGAUUAUUAAUUCUGAUGAUGAGGAUGGUUCCGGUUUUAAAGAUGAUAAUCUUGAAGCUUGGUUUGAGGAGCGUUUGCGUUGUGUACGUGGUCUCGUGAUCAAACCUGUUCGAGGGGAUGGAGCAUGUCUCUUUCGAGCUGUUGCGGAUCAGAUAUAUGGUGAUGAAGAAAUGCAUGACGAUGUUAGACGACUUUGUAUGGACUACAUGGAGAAGAACAGUGAUCAUUUCUCACAGUUUGUGACAGAAGAUUUUCAUGACUACAUUACACGGAAACGGCGUCGUGAUGCUCAUGGAAAUCAUGUCGAAUUGCAAGCAAUUUCGGAAAUGUUUUCACGCCCAAUCGAAAUUUAUGAGUAUUGCACUGAGCCCCGAAAUAUCUCCAGCUCUCGUCUAGAUUCCUCCCCUUCCGCAGAACCGAACCCACCCAUUCGUCUUUCAUAUCAUGGUGCAAUUCAUUAUAAUUCAGUCAUUGAUCCGACUAAAGCGACAAUCGGAGUUGGUUUGGGAUUGCCUGAGUAUUCACCUGGAGCAGCGGACAGAAGCCUAUUACAAGAAGCAAUGCAGAAAUCGGAAGUUCAAAUGAUCGAGGAUGCUAUGCUGCAUGAUAAAAUUAAAAUGACUGAUUUUGAGCGUACAGAGCAAGAUAUUAGUGAACAGAUAGCUCGACAAUCUUACUUGGAUUAUUUAAAAAGUCUUAGUAAAACUGGAAAUGCUGAAAUGAGAGAAACAGCAUAUGCAGUUUCGGAACCAGGUUGCUCACAUACAAAUGUUCGACCUCAGGAAAGUAGUGAUGGCGUAAUAGGUGCCAACGAAUGGUUUCAUGCAGCAGGAUCGGAUGCCGAGGAAAACGCAUUGUUGGCACAGGUAAUGGCGCUUUCACAACAAGAAUUUAUGAAUUCAUUAAAGAAGAAAUCAACAAAGGAGCAAAAUGAUGCUGAUCAAGCUGGUUCUAGCAAGUCGUCGUAG
This is a messenger RNA of Brugia pahangi, 1134 nucleotides long. Lineage: Eukaryota; Metazoa; Nematoda; Chromadorea; Rhabditida; Onchocercidae. The record is from the annotation of a GenBank genome assembly.